Paraphaeosphaeria sporulosa is the source of this 459-nucleotide messenger RNA. RefSeq lists its product as uncharacterized. NCBI's taxonomy places the organism in Eukaryota, Fungi, Ascomycota, Dothideomycetes, Pleosporales, Didymosphaeriaceae. The transcript is spliced from 3 exons. The record is from RefSeq and is a predicted model, not a curated record. Bases 1 to 351 code for a protein of 116 amino acids.
AUGGCUCCAAAAGGUCCUUUCAAGUUGGUGACAGUCAACAAUGCUCCAGAGCGAGCGAAGGUGCUCAUUGGCAGGGUGGCGGAGGCAUUGAAGGAUGAGUACACGAUUGACUACGUCGCCAAUUGCAGCAGUAAAGAAGAGGUCGAAAGCAAAGUCCGUGAGUAUCAGCCGGACAUGCUGUUCUCUGCCUCCAUGUGGACGGCGCAAGAUGUAGUGGAGAUCCAGCAGACAGCACGGUCCGUCAAAAGUGACGUGAAGUUGCACGCGAUUCCCUUUGGACUGCAGGUUGAGAGAGGACCAGACGCUAUUGUAGAGCAUUUGCUGGAACAGAUACCUCUUCUGUUAGGGUGAAAGAUUGUACGAGGCUGUGUGGAGAGCUGCGCGGAAUGUAAUUACAGCCUAAUCGGCGAAAAGCAAGAUUCCCUGGGGUUGAAUGGGUUUAAAAUACACUAGUGAAAU